Aaosphaeria arxii CBS 175.79 is the source of this 924-nucleotide messenger RNA. Its product is annotated as ARF/SAR superfamily. Lineage: Eukaryota; Fungi; Ascomycota; Dothideomycetes; Pleosporales. The transcript is spliced from 5 exons. Gene Ontology annotation, biological process: vesicle-mediated transport; intracellular protein transport. Gene Ontology annotation, molecular function: GTPase activity; GTP binding. Bases 134 to 685 code for a protein of 183 amino acids. The record is from RefSeq and is a predicted model, not a curated record. Gene Ontology annotation, cellular component: cytoplasm; plasma membrane.
UCCACAACACCAUCCCCAUAACCAUCAACACCCCUCGCUCUUGGACUUUGUUCGUUCGAGAGUCUCUCCACACCGCCUCCUCCCCUUUCCGGUCUCCGCAUCUCCUUAAACCAAAACACAACCCACCGCAAUCAUGGGUCUCACAUUCUCGAAGCUCUUCGAUAAGCUCUGGGGAAAGAAGGAGAUGCGCAUUUUGAUGGUUGGUCUUGACGCAGCUGGAAAGACCACCAUUCUGUAUAAGCUCAAGCUCGGUGAAAUCGUCACCACCAUCCCUACCAUUGGUUUCAACGUCGAGACUGUCGAGUACAAGAACAUCCAGUUCACCGUGUGGGAUGUCGGAGGUCAAGACAAGAUCCGACCUCUCUGGAGACAUUACUUCCAGAACACCCAGGGUAUCAUCUUCGUCGUUGACAGCAACGAUCGUGAUCGUGUGGUCGAGGCUCGCGAGGAGCUCCAGCGCAUGUUGAACGAGGACGAGUUGAGGGACGCUCUUCUCUUGGUCUUCGCCAACAAGCAGGAUUUGCCCAACGCCAUGAACGCUGCUGAGAUCACCGACAAGCUUGGUCUUCACAGCCUCCGACAACGUGCUUGGUACAUCCAGUCGACUUGCGCCACAUCCGGAGACGGUCUCUACGAGGGUCUCGAAUGGUUGAGCAACUCGCUCCGCAAGGCUGGCCACAACUAAAGUGCACGAACGAGCGAAACGGCGUUCCACGACGACGUCUGCCGCGUGCGCGCCCAGACACGCUACCAACGACCACUUGUCCCAAAUUUAUCCCCCAAGCCCCCUUUAACUUCGACAAAUACGAACUCUCUUCACCCUCAAACAGUCAAAUCUGCCUGUCUCUGUGUGUGUGUGCGUGUGCGUGUGUGCUUUUGUGCGUGCAGUGUGUUUACAAAUCGGAUGGAAAUCUCUUUUUUUUU